Hemicordylus capensis (graceful crag lizard) is the source of this 5073-nucleotide messenger RNA. RefSeq names its product interleukin 17 receptor C (gene IL17RC). Gene Ontology annotation, molecular function: interleukin-17 receptor activity. Lineage: Eukaryota; Metazoa; Chordata; Lepidosauria; Squamata; Cordylidae. The coding region runs from base 297 to 2468 and encodes 723 amino acids. The transcript has 19 exons. The record is from RefSeq and is a predicted model, not a curated record.
UCUAGCACUUUGCUUGAUGCUUAGCUCUUCAAAUCUUUUUGCUUCUGCCCCUUGAGAAGGGAACCUUAGCCAUUCUUCCUCCUUGGAUCCUUAGCCCUGGCACACGGCCCUGCCCUGCCUGCCAGUCUCUGAACAAGCUCCCAAGAUUGGAAAAGCUGGGAACCUACUCACUGGAGGGGAAAACCAAGGACAUCUACUAAGUUCCUUCCCAAUUGUGCUGUCCAGACAGGAUCUAACUUGCUCUGUGGAAAGGCAGGUUGUGAUAUGGAGGGGUCAAUGUCUUCAUCAUCCCAGUUAUGACACCAGAGCCAUUGUCCGGCUCACAGUUUACUCCAGAUAUGUGGAUAUUGUCCCUGGCAUUGAUCCUAGUGCACCUGCCUUCCACCUGCUUUCAGCCUGCAACUUUUCCGGACUCUGUCAGCUGCUCACAGAAUCUGGGCUGCCGGUUGCUAGAAAGGGAUGUCGUGUGCACCCCUGGCGAAGCAAUGCCCGCGCCACAGCAGCUGCCGCGGGGGUGGCCCUCUGCCCCAACUCUGCAGCUGACCCAGCUCAAGACAAGUACCACGCUUCAGUGCAAGCAUGAGCAAGACUGCCUCCCCUGUGUGCAGGUGACGCUACAGCUUGGCCUGCUGGGCGCCAAGCACAAUGGAGGAAGUGGGAGGAAUGGUAUGCAGCCCAGGAGACACGAUGGCAACACUGAGGAAUUUAGGCGAACACACGUUCUGCUCUCAGCCCAGACAUACGCUUCCUCCCGCUGUGUCGCUGUGGAGAUUUGGCUUCCCCACACCCAUGACUGGGUCAACAGCACUCUGGGCUCUCUCCAGUUUGACUGCUUUCCAGUUGCUCUGAGUGGGGAGUUGCAUGUCACAGCCUUCAUUAGGUCCCUGUACCAGUCUACACCUGUGCUAAAAGAUACACACUACGGACCAAACUGCACCUGGCUCAAAGCAAAAGCCAUCCGCCUCUGCCAAGUGCCCAGGCUGGAGAUCUUUGUGAAACCAGAGGAGGUUGUGCUGCAGGUGUUGGAUUUCCCUGUUGGACAGCACUUUGAUUUAUGGCUGUAUCUAAACCAGACUCGUGAACCUAAAGGGCUGGGGGAUCCCAGAUUGCUGACACAACCUGAGAAUGUGAGCAUACCUGUCUCCCAGGUGUUUUCUUGUCUCUGCCUGCAGGUCUGGACCAAAGUUAAAGACUCACCACGAACCUACCUGUGUCCCUUUGAAAAUGAUGCUGCCGCUUUGGCCAGGGUCUGGGCACAGAGCCGCCUAGAACUCAAUGUCUUCGGUGGAACGUUGAGCUGCUCAUUCUCCUCGCCAUGUGACCUCCCAGGGGAGCUGGUUCCCUGCUGGAGUGGGGGGCUGUCUGCCUGCCACCCACUGCACCCCAAGUUGCGUCUGGCCCUCAUUUCUCAUGAGCCACAGGAGUUCCCAGGACUGACACCCCACCCCAACAUCUGUGUGCAGGUGAAAAGCAAUGGAAGAACCUAUCGCCAGAGGUGUCUACAGGACGAUCCCGUAGAGAAGCUGCUGCUGCUUUGGAAGACCCAGGAUUCCCAAGGCAACCCAUCCUUCCGUGUCUUGGAGCAGGACACCUGGGUCCCCAUUGCUCAGGCGGCCAGCACAAGAAAUGGAUUCCUGGAGGAAGCCCUGCAGAAUGACCUGCAAUCUGGAGAAUGCUCUCAGGUGUGGCAUGGAAAGGACAAUGAAGCCGGCAAGAUCUGGGCUUGCUCUCUGGAGAAGUAUUGCCGAACACACUGGGUGUUGGUCUGGAUGGUGACUCUCCUCAGCGUCUGCUCUCUCCUGUUUGUGUUGCUGCUCAAGAAGGAAGCACUGAAAGGCUGGCUCAGGCUCCUGAAAGAGGAUUACGGUUCACGAGGAGCGCUUCUGGGACGGCACGUUCUCAUCCUCUACUCUCCAGAUCAUGCGGGCUUUGAGCAUCUAGUGAGCAGCCUGGCUGCUGCACUGACCCAACUGCAGCUGGCCGUGUCCCUGGAGCUGUGGAGUCGGGGCAAGCUGGGCUCCUUGGGGCCCAUGCAGUGGCUCCAUGCACAGCGGCAGCAGGUGCUACAAGAAGGCGGAUCCAUCGUCUUACUUUUCUCCCCAGGGGCUGUGGCCAGUUGUGCUGAAUGGCUGGGCUGGGAAGAGAAAGGCACCCUGUCCCACAUCGACCCCAACAGCACUUUCUUGGCCUCCCUCAACUGUGUCCUGCCAGACUUCCUGGCUGGAAAGGCCAAGGACAGAUACGUGGUUGCCUGCUUUGAGGAGCUGCUUCACGUCGAUAAGAUCCCCGCACUCUUCCGUUCGGUGCCUGUCUACCCUCUGCCAUCACAGGUUUUCAGUUUUCUGCUGGCACUGGCUGGACCCAGAGUGGGCCAUGAGCAGAGGAGCAGGCUGAGGAGACACGCUGUGUGGAUCAGCAAGAGCCUGGAGCGUGCAGUGCAGGAGUGCCAGAAAAAGGAUACAAGCUGACAGCACCCACUGUUGCUGGAAAUGGACAGAUCGAAGGAGACCACAGACAUCCGUUCACAGAGUCCUGACUGAGAGACUGACUUUCAGAAGUGGGUUGCAAUUUGCCUCGUUCACAAAAGUGUGGCUGAGUGCAUGGACGUGAAGUCUCCAUGUUGGCAUUGUGGGCAAGCAACCCAGCUUCAGCACUGAGGAGUCUGCUCCCCUGUUUGUAAUUUGGAUGGGGAGCCACAGCAUAGCUGGAUCAUGCAGAUGCACUAAUUUGGGCACAGCUGCAAAUAUGAGAGGUGUGUGCAUGACCUUGUUUACAGCUCCAGAUGGAGCCUGACAAUAUUUAUUGCACUUUGAGGAAUGGAGGGAUUCCAUGAACAGAAGCGGUAAACCUAUAUAUCCGAGCUGCUGGGGACAAACAAGAGGUGCCGAUCACCCUCAUGCCUUGCUUGUGCACUCCUAGAGGCACCUGGCUGGCUGGCAGCUGCUGCAAACAGCAUGCUGGGGUAGAGGGACUCUGAUUGGGUCCAGCAGGGCAGUUCUGAUGUUCUGCAUUGGCAUUCUUCCUUUAAAGCUUUGACUUCAGGGUUGCAGGAGAGCUGCACCCAAUACAAUGACAAGGUUGAAAAGCAGGGCCAUCUGAAGCAGGUGCUAGAGGUGGGGGGGUGGCCACCUGGAGGGCCCCCAUCCUGCAACAAUAACAACAACAAUGUAUAUACCGCUUUUCAACAAAAAUUUCCAAAGCGGUUUACAUAGAGAAAUAAUUAAUUAAUUAACUAACUAACUAACUAAUAAAUAAAUAAGAUGGAUUUAUUUAUUUACUGCAGCUCAACAACAGAGACUCUGCACAAGCUAGAGACAGUCCUGUUGAAAAGUAUUUAACAGUGAGUGAGUGAGUGUUUGUGUGUCUGUGUGUGAGAGAGAACUUUCUACAGAGGUGAGGGCUGCUGCCAGAUAAGGACCGAGAUUCUCUCAAGGCUGCAGAACUCCGGCCUAGUGGUUGUUGGACUACAACUCCCAUUACCCCAGCCACAAUGGCCAAUCAUCCAGGAUAAUGGGAGAAGUCCAAUAACAGCUGGAGGGCCAUGUACCUUUGGCAUUCAGAGAUCCAGAGGUAUUUGGAUCUCUGAAUGCCUCUGAAUUUGGAUCUCUGCACCCUGUGGGUGCAGCAAAGUUGGAGUGGGCCCUGGGACAAAAGGUGAAGGUGGAUCCUUGCCCCCUCCACCUCCCCAUCUUCUGGAGAAGGAGCCCAUUUGUUCAGCUCCCUUUGUUCAGUUAUAGCUAGGAAUAGUAGGAAUAGUAAAUGUCUACUUUAGAGAUAGGCAAAAGUGAUAACAGUGUUUUUUAAUGAAUUAUUGGUGUGACUCAGCAUGUGGCCAUUCUUGCUCUUUCUGCAGUAAGAGUGUUUUCUCUAAAAAUAAUGGGCAUUAAUUUCAAUUUUAUGGGCAUUAAAUGUUUUUAAAGUCUCUCUGAAUCUGGAUAUGAUGAACCAGCAGGACCCCUUGGAGGAGUGGCCUUGAGUUGGAAGAUGCUGCAUCCAGCUCCAACGCAGCCUCCUAUUAGCAGCAGGGAGUCUCUAAACUGCAACCACUGCUUAUGAAUAUUCAUCCAAUUUCCUUUCUUAAACAUCUACAGAUUUUUUGUUAACUUCCUUGAGCAACACAUUCUGUGCCCCAGUCAUUCAUGCAAUCAUGAAGUAUUUUCUGAUACUGAACCUAGAAUUUUAAUUUCCUAAUAAAGCUCAUCCUGGUUUUUGUACCUGUCUGUUUUGGAAGAAGUCUUUGUUUUUUAAACUCUGAAAUAGUGCAGGAACUUCAUGUCAGGCAACCAAAAUAAUUCAUUCCUGGUUAAUAGCUUCAUCAUGCUGGUGGAGACUGUAUGCAUAUGGACUUUUGGAGGUGCUUAUCUGCAACCAAUCUUUGGUUGCCAUCCUAAACAUGAAGACACAGACUUUAUUUCAAAGUAAAUAUGAUUGAGAUUGCUGGCCCCCCAGAUAUGAGUGUACCUCCAUUUUAUACAAUGGCUACUAGACUUUAGUGGUAUAAUUUAAGAUAUGUAUUUUAUUUGCAAUGUGCUCUAGGUGCUUUUGUUUUACAUAUGAUACUCUCACUCUGAGAUCCUCAUAGGAGACAAUCCAUGUUAGACCACUUCUAGAGGGGUAACUGUGUUUAGUCUGUUGUUAACAUAACACCACUGAUACUUUAAGAAUGAACAUGUUAUGUGUUCAUCCUUAAGGUAUCAGCGUUAUUAUUUUGGCAACAGACUAUACACAUUUAUCAUAGCAUAAACUUCCAUGGACUUCAAAUGUGUGAAGUUUUAUCCCAGGUUAGCAGGUAGAGGAGUGUUUGUGUGUGUACACACACAUACAUGUGUGUACACACACAUACAUGCUUUUAAUUAAUGGUUUUAAUGGUUUUAAAGUAAACUGCCCAGUUUAAAAUGCUGUUUUAAAGUAUUGUUUUGAAAAAUUUUAAAUUGUUGUAAUGUGUGUGUGUCUCCCCCAUUUCUGUCUUAACGAAUGUUUUACUUUGUUUUUAUUCUGUUGUAAACUGCCCAGACAUGUAAGUUUUGGGUGGCAUAAAAAUGUUUUAAUAAAUUAAUAAAUAAAUAAAACACA